Messenger RNA from Acaulospora morrowiae, 738 nucleotides. Lineage: Eukaryota; Fungi; Glomeromycota; Glomeromycetes; Diversisporales; Acaulosporaceae. The record is from the annotation of a GenBank genome assembly.
AUGUUUAAAAAAAUCACGUUCGCAAAGAAACAUGAAAAAUUUGUUCCUUAUGACAAAUAUCACAGCAAGUUAACCACUCUUAGAAACUUAAGAACAACUCAUCAUAGAUUACUAAAAUCACAUACAAAAUUAAAAAAAAAAAUUGAAAAAUAUGAACGCAUCCUCAUCUCCAUCGCCAAUAUCUUUAAGGAUGAAUCAUCAGUCAUUAGUGAUGAAUUAACCUCUCAACAUGAUUCCACCGAAACUGUCAAAGAUGCACACAACUCUAAUGAAUCAAUUUAUAUCGAAGAUAAAUCAACUAAUGAUGAAGAAAAUAAUACCAAUAAAUCCAUUCAGCAUAAUAUCAGUGAUGCGAUUUAUAUCACAGACGAUGAAUCUAUUCAACCUAAUAUCAGCGAAAUGAUAUAUAACACAAAUGAAUUAAUUCAAUCUAAAGACAAGAUAAAGUAUAUCAACAACCCAAUUCAACUUGUAACUAAUGAUGAAAAUUAUGUCGAUAAAUCCAUCAAUAGAUCGAUUCAUAUUACAGACAAACCAAUACACUUUGAUUUCACAGAGAUUAACACAGUAAAAUAUACCAACGAAUCAAUUCAAAGUAAUCUCAACUUUAAUAAAUCGAUUCAAUCAGACUCUGCUAAAUCAUAUAAAAUAAAUAACAUUCAUGAUAACCAUAUUAAUCAACAAAAUAUCACAGAGCUCUUUGACAUCUACGGAAAUAUAUAUUAUAUCAAUACUUAA